GGCGGAUGUGGCUUGCGGGGCCGGGGCCGGAAGCAGCUGCUCGUUGGAGUAAGGAUCUUUCUGACGAAGAGCAGCCACCUGUCUAUGUCCCAGGAAUUUCCACAGAGAGGAAUUUUAGAGCAAGACACCUGCUGAAAGGUCAGAAAGUGGAAGUGAAGGCAAAGGUGCCUGCAGCUGCUCCUCCUGCCCCAAUGGAUGCCUGGAAAAGCGCAGGCCAAGCGCCUGGGCAGCAGGUCCCUGACAAAGGAGGAAUGAAGAGUGCUUCUCUAAAGGAUUUAUGUCCUGAAGACAAGAGGCGCAUAGCAAACUUAAUUAAGGAGCUUGCAAGGUGAGGAUAAACUGUCUGAUAAUGCAUCAGGUUUAGGAUGAGACUCUCUUUCCAAUUACUGUUAUGAAAUUUAAGCGUUCAUGUUUAUUAAAAGCAUACAGUGGUACCUCGGGUUAAGAACUUUAUUCAUUCUGGAGGUCC
Podarcis muralis (Common wall lizard) is the source of this 469-nucleotide messenger RNA. The record is from RefSeq and is a predicted model, not a curated record. Lineage: Eukaryota; Metazoa; Chordata; Lepidosauria; Squamata; Lacertidae.